GGAGAGUCAGGCUUGCUCUCUCUCUCUGUUGCCACUCCGCCUCAGGAUUACCACGGGGGAGGAAGGAAUCGCGUUGUGUCUUAUAGUUAGUGUUGACAAGUGACCGAUUCUGGCGUUUCCGUACUUCGACAUGGUGACAGUGAGGACAGGAUUGACUUCUUGUAUGGGGAUCGCUAUUGUGGUCAAGACAGAGGCGACCUUACUAGUGGCUAUAGAGGAACCGCGUGGUGAGGCUGCCCAAGUGAGAGGUGUGGGUGAAGAACUGUCUGGCCUCCAAGAGAUGUGGCGACUCUUCAACAAGCUGCCUGGAUGGAGACACGCCUUGCAGACACAGCAGAAGAAAGGAGAUGACAUCCUGGAGUCCUUCAGAAGGAGGGUAGACAUGAGGCGGCCAGCUGUCACCCGUCAAGUGCUGUUUGUUACAUUCUGUUGGGGGAGUAAAUCAACUGAAGAAUAUUUGCCAACUUGA
Molecule: messenger RNA, 469 nt
Organism: Eriocheir sinensis (Chinese mitten crab)
Lineage: Eukaryota; Metazoa; Arthropoda; Malacostraca; Decapoda; Varunidae
Exons: 3
Coding region: 131-469 (112 amino acids)
Source: RefSeq, a predicted model, not a curated record